Colletotrichum godetiae is the source of this 894-nucleotide messenger RNA. RefSeq lists its product as uncharacterized. The record is from RefSeq and is a predicted model, not a curated record. The transcript has 2 exons. The coding region runs from base 1 to 894 and encodes 297 amino acids. NCBI's taxonomy places the organism in Eukaryota, Fungi, Ascomycota, Sordariomycetes, Glomerellales, Glomerellaceae.
AUGCCAAUACACAUCGAUACUCCAGAGCGUCUACGCCCAGAGCUCGAGGUUAUUCGAGACUCUUUUAAUCAAGCGAUAAAAGCGUUGAGACCACCGUUCUCUCGCGUUGCAACCGCCAAUACCCCAGGGAUAGACGGAUCAGCGAUUAAAACGAGCCUGGAAGAAUUGCAAAGUCUGUGGAACGGACGACAAAUGAACUACUAUUGGAUUUCAAUGUGGUCCAUGGUCAAGAUGAUCAUCAUCCAAAAGAUAUCUGAGGAGAAGGCCGAGAGAGCACUGGACGAAAUCACGAUCAUCAUAAGGGUGUCGGAAAUUCUACUCCGUUUUUGGAAAAAUCCUGAGAAUCUAUCCCAUGUUGAGUUUUUCUAUCUACUCACGUGGAUUUCCAAGGGCCUUGACAAAGAUGAAUCGACGUGGUCUACUAUCAACGAGGAUGAAUGGUUUAGCAUGGUUUCUCGCAGCUUCCAGGAUAUCAAAGCAUACAUUGCUCGGCAGCCUUUCGGUCUCCCUCAAGCUAUAACCCCUAUGGAUCGAUUAUCCCUGCACUAUAUCGUUCCGGAGACAAAGGCAAUCCUCGAAGAGGUUAUUCCGAAGUUAGUUCACUUCAUGUACCAAGACAAUCUCAUACAAGAAGAUUUGGCUCGCGAGAUCUUCGGUUUACGUCUUCUUCCAGCGCCAAUUUGCGCGGAGGACAUACUAAAAGCGGCCGGGCGCCGGGCCAAGAUGACUGACCCGCACCUGAAGGACGUCGUAGGGUCAGCGAUCGUUCGGGGCUGGAUUCAAAAAGAAAUUGCAUCAAAUCCAGAUCCAGUCAGAAUUCUUAAGCUGACCCAGAUUCGGGUUCAAAAUCUUUGCAACACACUACAAGAUGACGUCAUGUUAUCAAGUGAGUAA